Molecule: messenger RNA, 4191 nt
Organism: Verticillium dahliae VdLs.17
Lineage: Eukaryota; Fungi; Ascomycota; Sordariomycetes; Glomerellales; Plectosphaerellaceae
Product: nucleoporin Nup157/170
Exons: 3
Coding region: 1-4191 (1396 amino acids)
Biological process (GO): transcription-dependent tethering of RNA polymerase II gene DNA at nuclear periphery; RNA export from nucleus; protein import into nucleus
Cellular component (GO): nuclear pore; nuclear pore inner ring
Molecular function (GO): structural constituent of nuclear pore
Source: RefSeq, a predicted model, not a curated record
AUGUCGUACCCAGCAAUCACACCGGCGCGUCCUGUACCUGGCGCGUUUCUCAACACCCCCGCCGCCUCCAGGUUCCAAUCCAACGACGACCCUGUCAGAAGGCGUCUCUUCGAUGGGAAUGCGAAUCCUGCGCCCAGCAGCAGUCUCGUCCCCAGGCCGAAUCAGUCCUCCGUCACGACAUCAACAACCUCUGGUAUGAGCGGCGGCUUGGUUCCUGCCUCGCACAUUCAGCAGCAGGCACCCGAUGUGCCCCCUGUCACCAAGGCGGCCCAAGCCGUCAACGAGUUUCUUCAGCGAGAUCAGAACUAUCCUGAUCUAGAGUCGUACGCCAAAUCCGGCUCGUCCUCUGAGUAUGACCUCGUCAGCAUUGAUUCUGCUUGGGCACCCUUCCACAAGACCCAGAUGUACCCAAUCCCGAACGAGAUCUUCAACCACUACAACGCCAGCCAGCUGCAAACACUCAUGGGACUGUUCGCCGAGAUCAACCACGCGUGGGUUGCUAUCGACAACUCACUGUUUCUCUGGGACUACACCCAGCCUGAGCCCGAGCUCAUCGGGUUCGAAGACGUCAAAUACACAAUUCACGCUGUCGCCCUCGUGCCGCCGAAGCCUGGCAUUUUCGUAGCCGACAUUACCCACAUGCUCGUUGUCGCGACCUCUCAAGAGAUCAACCUUCUGGGUCUCUCCGCCAAGCCCAAUGCAGCUGGUACCAAGAGCGUCUCGCUUUACCAGACCAAAUUGGACCUGCCCCUACGAGGAAGUGACGUUCGGAUCAUCACUGGAACGACCGAUGGACGCAUUUUCUUCGGCGGCAGCACCGACACGGACAUCAACGAACUGUACUAUCAACAGGAGGAGCGAUGGUUUUCAAGUCGAUGCGGCAGGAUCAAUCACAGCAACCCAGGUUGGACCGGCGUUGUGACUUUCCAGUCUCCGUUCUGGAACGCGAAGACCCCGGAAUACCUCGUACAGAUUGUAGCCGACGACUCACGCAAGCUUCUUUACACCCUUUCGUCUACUUCGACGAUCCGUGUGUACCACAUGAGCGGAGCCAACGACCUCGUCAAGGUGAUCGAGAAGGAGAAGAGCCAGUGUCUCAGCGAUAUCGGACACAUGAUCAUUCGCAACUCACCUCUCAUCACAAACAACUUGAAGAUCGUCUCUAUAAGCCCCAUCUCGUCUCGUGAGACCACUCGCCUCCACCUCAUGGCACUCACCAGCUCGGGCUGCCGCUUCUUCAUGAGCGCUACUGCCGGCGUGUACGGGGAAUCGUCACUUCCGCCGAAGAGCAUGAUGGUACAAUACAUCAAAUUCCCGCCCCCCGAUCAGCUCGGUCGCACUGCUACGAACAGCGCUGGCGACACAGAGUUCCACGCCUCGUCGCGUGCGCUUGAGGUCAGCAGGCUCGGCGAGCGCUUCGCUCCUGGCUACUUCCUGGACUUUGUUGUCAAGGAGUCGCAGCCCAACUCAGAUCUACUUUUUGUCUCUGCUCCCGAGACUGGUCGCAUCAAGGCGACUGGUCCGACCUCUGUGCUGAAAUACUGGGAGCAUGGUAACUGGAUUGAUAUCGGUAGCCGAGCUGAAGCUGUUGGCCUCAUAACCAAGCCCUUUGCAGCCUCGAGCCAGCCUCUUGGGUUCGGAAACGAGCUCGCCGUUCAGUUUGACAAUGAGCCUAGCGAGUUUGCGGUCCUCACCAACACCGGUGUUCACAUCAUUCGCCGAAGGCGACUUGUCGACAUAUUUGCUUCCGCGCUGCGGACCGCCGUGGGAGACGAGGGCCUCGAGCAUGAGACUCGAAAGUUCAUCCAGCUCUACAGCCGCGUUGAAACGAUUGCUUGUGCACUCGCAGUCGCUUGUGGCCACGGUGGAGAUUCCAGGCCUGGCGCUCCACGUGCGAUUGAUCAGGCCACCGAGGAUCGUGCAAGGACAGUCUUCGUUGACUACGGCGGAAACCCUACCGUUGCUGAAACGGACAGCACACCUCUCACAACCGCCUCCGUCCGACUAUCUUCGCGGCAUGACGCGCUUUGCGUGUACCUCACCCGUCUCAUCAGGACGCUGUGGAAGUCUGGUGUUGUCUCUACAGGCCUCAGCCCGACCGGUGGUAUCAAUAUCGUAUCCAGGGUUCCUACAAACAAGCUUGUCUCUGUCCAAGAACAGCUGGAGCGUCUUAGGAGGUUCCUCAACACGAAUCGUGGAUUUAUUCAGGGACUUUCUGGCCCCUCGGAUCUUCAGCUUGUCGCUAGCAAACAAGAAGAGGUCGCGCUGCAAGCCGAGCACCAGGCCCUUCACGCGCUGCAGAAGCUGAUGGAGAGCAUCUCUGAGGGCAUAUCAUUUGUGCUCAUGCUCUUCGACGAGCGUGUUAACGAGAUAUUCAUGAGGCUUCAACCAGAUGCCCAGCAGCAGCUGAAGGAGCUCACCUACGAAAAGCUCUUCUCUCAAGCCUCAGGUCGCGAACUUGCAAAGCUUCUUGUCAAAGCCAUCGUUAAUCGCAAUAUUGAAAGUGGCUCGAAUGUCGAGACUGUCGCUGACGCGCUGCGUAGGCGGUGCGGAAGCUUCUGCAGCCCCGACGACGUUGUCAUCUUCAAAGCCCAAGAGCAGUUGAAGAGGGCGACCGAACAACCACCCAACAGCAACCAGUCCCGAAGCUUGCUGCACGAAAGCUUGAGGCUCUUUGAGCGUGUUGCCGGCAACCUCUCUUUCAUCAACCUUUCCAACGCCGUGUCCCAGUACAUCGAUCUCAAGUACUAUGCUGGCGCCGUCCAGCUCUGCCUUGUUGUAGCGCACGAGAAGGACAGGGGAAACAGUGCCUUGUCGUGGGUGAACGAGGGUAGGCCUGCUCAGGAUCCCCGUGCAAAUGCCUUUGCGGAGCGCAAGCGAUGCUACGAUCUGAUCCAUGAUGCUCUUCGACACCUUGACGCCGCCCUUAGCAGCGAGCCUGAGGAGAUCGACGGCAGGCUCACUUUGAUCGGCACCAAGCGUCUGGAAGCGUAUGAGGUUGUCAAUAGCACUGACGACGAGGUCUUCCACUUGGAUCUCUAUGAGUGGUACAUCCAGCAGGGCUGGGCUGACCGCCUUCUCAGCAUUGACUCACCACAUGUCAUCACAUUCCUACAGAGGCUGUCAGCCACGAGCGCCGAUCACGCCGACCUUCUUUGCAGGUUUUACACACAAAGGGGUCGCUACUUUGAGGCCGCCGAGGUGCAGUUCGAUCUUGCUUGCUCAGACUUCAACCUCGGCAUUAAGGAGAGGGUCACCCUUUUGUCGCACGCCAAGGCAAAUGCUCAAGUCCGAACGACUGGCAUCAGCUCACAGCAGCAGCAAAUCAUCAUUCACAGCAUCACCGCGAGCCUCGAUGUUGCUAACAUUCAAGCCGACCUCCUGCAGCGUCUGAGCGCGGACCCCCGCGUCGAAGAGCGGAGAGAGGAGAUUGACCAGGCCCUCAACGGCCAGGUACGCGAUGUCUCAGAGCUCUUCAAUAACUACGCGGAUCAGGCUGGCUAUUUCGACAUCUGCCUCCUGAUUUACCAUGUUGCCGACUAUCGCAACUCCACCACUGUGGAGACGACGUGGGCGUCUUUGAUUGAGCAGACACAUGAUGAGGCCACCAGGAGGAUGCAAGAGGCCGGUCCUGGCAUCUCGGCACUGCUCACGCCGUACGAGUCUGUCUCACAAAAGGUCCUCAAUAUUGCUCAUCGGGUCAGCCUCGACAGCUUCGUGUUUCCUAUCAAGUUCCUCGUCGCGGCCCUCAGUCGAUACUCGAUCGAGUAUGGCCAGGACGGACAGAUUGGCGCCAACCCCGUGUGGCCCAUUACCAUCUUCUUCGAGCUGAAGGUGUCACACAUCACGAUUCUCAAUGCCUUGGAGGAUAUCUUCAACGCCCAGGAUGUUGGCUUCACGGGCAACAACCGUAUUCGCGUGAUCGAGCUCAUCGUCUAUGUUGUGGACAGCUGGCAGAAGGAAUGCAAGCGCCGGGCCAACUCGACCGCCCGUGGCGACGCCGUCUGGCAGUCAAUGAAGGAGCUUCUCGAUUCGUGUGAGGAGGCCCUGCCCCCAGCUUCGAUGUCUAUGGGUAAUUUGAACCCUGGUGGCGCGGACGUUGCCGACAUCCGCCGCGAGGUGCGCACCGUCCGACGUGAGGUCGAGGCUCUCUCCGACAGGGGCCCGGCUGGAAGCAUGCGCUUCCUGUAA